Messenger RNA from Alexandromys fortis (reed vole), 5623 nucleotides. It is a transcript of the gene Tubgcp6, whose product is annotated as tubulin gamma complex component 6. Gene Ontology annotation, molecular function: microtubule minus-end binding; gamma-tubulin binding. The transcript has 25 exons. NCBI's taxonomy places the organism in Eukaryota, Metazoa, Chordata, Mammalia, Rodentia, Cricetidae. Gene Ontology annotation, cellular component: spindle pole; equatorial microtubule organizing center; centrosome. The coding region runs from base 326 to 5566 and encodes 1746 amino acids. The record is from RefSeq and is a predicted model, not a curated record. Gene Ontology annotation, biological process: spindle assembly; meiotic cell cycle; microtubule nucleation.
GAUAUGGCGCCAUAGCGGCGGGAGCCCCAGUUCAGCCGACUUCGGCUUACAGGCGGGCUAUGGGACGCGCGCAUUCGCUCGGCAAACUCGUCAGGGUACGUGAGACCCGACGACGAGCGCCGGGUGGCGGCUGAAGGCUGGGAGGACGCGGCGUGUGGCCUCUCGCUUUGCAAAACCUGAGGCGCGGAUGCCUGGUUUGCAGGUGUGAAGCGACGAGCGGUCGGCCCUUCGGCCCCGGCCCACCGGCGGCCGCUCUGGUUUUUGGGAGCGUGAAGUGCCUCCCACGUGCAAAGUUUAGCACUCGGGGGUCCGGGGCUGAAGAGCUAUGGCCAGUAUCACCCAGUUGUUCGAUGACCUCUGCGAGGCUCUAUUACCGGCCGCCCAGGCUCACCCGGGUCAGCGCCCCGUGGACAGGAAGAGGGCAAAGCGGAGCCUGAAGAGGGUAGCCUACAAUGCUCUUUUCGCCAGUCUGUUUCAAGAGGAGACUCAUCAGCGGCCGCCUGACUCGGCGAAGCGCCCCGUGAAGAACAAGGUCCUCAUGCUGUCCUUCGAUUUGAGGGUGGGUGGCUUGGGGCCAGAGGCUGACCGUUUGGAGGAGCUUGUGGAGAAGUUGGAAGCAACCCCUGGCUGUCCUCUGGUGGAGGUGGAGUCAGUGCUGGACCUCUUGGUCCAGUUGGCGGGGAGCGGCCCCCCUCAAGUGCUGCGGAGAAAACGGGAUUUCUUCUUUAACAACAAGCACGCAGGCAGAAACGUACCCUACGGCGGCUACGAUUGCUAUGACCUGAGUGUGUUUGAAAUGGACGUCAGGUCACUUAUCUCUGGAGAGGAGUAUUUGUGUCAUAACAUGUUCCAGGAAGCCCUUCAGGUGAUGGAGGCUACCCCAGGUACUGGCCUGCCCACCGUUGGGCGCUUCUCUCUUGGUGACUCUUGUGGUGACAGGUUUGAGAGAGACACCCGGGUCUCACUCUUUGGUGCCCUCGUGCACAGCCGCACAUAUGACAUGGAUGUGAGAUUGGAUCUGCCCCCUGUGCCGGACAGCGCGGACUUUUCUGGACUGGCCAUUAAGGUCCCACAGAUGGUGGAUCAGUGGGAAGAUGAAGGGUUCCAGUCAGCUUCCAAUUUAACUCCUGACUCCCAGUCUGAACCAAGCAUGACCCCGGAUUUGGACCUGUGGGAAGCUGUGCUCACAUAUGAAGCCAGCAAGCGGAGGUGCUGGGAGCGCAUUGGAUGCCCUCCUGGUUACCGAGAGGAGCCCUACCUCACCGAGGCAGGAAGGGAUGCCUUUGACAGAUUCUGCAGGCUCUGCCAUGGGGAGCUACAGGCCCUCAGUGGGGGUCUACUACAGGCCCCCAAGCCUGUGCUGGUGGAGGAAAGCGAGCUGGUGAAAGACUCACUGAAUGUUCUGCUGGGAGUUGUUUCUGCUACAUUUUCUCUGUGUCAGCAAACUCAAGCCUUUGUAGUGGAGCUGGGUGUCCAUGUGUCAGGUGCAUCUCCUGAGAGCAUCAGAAGCAUCCUUUCAGAGGUGGCGGAGUAUGGAACCUACUACACACGCCUGAGCCAUUUCUCUCUACAACCUGUAGUAGGCUCCAUGUGCAGCAGGGGCCUUGUGUUCCAGGCCUUCACCAGCGGCAUUAGGAGGUACUUGCAGUAUUACCGGGCCUGUGUUCUCUCCACUCCGCCUACCCUGAGUCUCCUCACCAUUGGCUUUCUCUUCAAGAAACUGGGCCGGCAGCUCAGGUACUUGGCUGAGCUUUGUGGUGUUGGCACUGUAUCCCUGGUGACCAGUGGAGAGCCCAGGGCUGUGUUCCCCACCGGUGUGAAGCUCCUGUCCUACCUCUACCAGGAGGCCCUGGAUAACUGUAGUAAUGAGCACUAUCCUGUGCUGCUGUCUCUCCUGAAGACCAGCUGUGAGCCCUACACACGGUUCAUCCAUGAUUGGGUGUACAGUGGAGUCUUCAGAGAUGUUUAUAGGGAGUUCAUGAUCCAGGUUAACCAUGAAUACCUCAGCUUCAGAGAUAAGUUUUACUGGACCCAUGGCUACGUGCUCAUUUCCAAAGAGGUGGAGGACUGUGUUCCUGUGUUCCUGAAACACAUUGCCCAUGAUGUGUACGUCUGUGGGAAGACCAUCAACCUGCUGAAGCUCUGUUGUCCCCGGCACUACCUCUGUUGGUCUGAUGUCCCUGUCCCUCGCAUCUCAGUGAUUUUCUCUCUUGAGGAGUUGAAGGAGAUUGAGAAGGACUGUGCUGUCUAUGUUGGGCGAAUGGAGAGUGUUGCCCGUCACAGCUCUAUCAGCAAGGAGGAAAAGGAAUUGCGUAUGGAAAUUGCAAAACAAGAAUUGAUUGUCCAUGCCCGGGAAGCAGCUUCUAGGAUCCUAACUGAGCUGAGUGACCGACAGAUGUCAGAACAGAUGGCUGUGGACACUAGGAAGCGAGAGCAAUUUCAGCGGCUGAAGGAACAGUUUCUAAAGGAUCAGGAGCGACGCCUGGCGGCUAGAAAAGAGGAGCUAGAUGAUGAUUUCAGCUAUGCUCGUGAGCUCCGUGACCGGGAGAAGAGGCUAAAGGCCUUGGAAGAAGAGCUGGAGAGAAAGGCCAGGCAGGCGCUGGUUGACCAUUAUAGCAAGUUGUCUGCAGAGGCAGCUCGUCGGGAGCAGAAGGCUCUGUGGAGAAUCCAGAGGCAUCGGCUGGAAAGCGCACGGCUUCGUUUUCUCCUCGAAGACCAGAAGCGCAUUCAGGAGAUGCUGAGUGACAUGGAGGCUCACCAGCCCCAGAAGCCGUCGAGUGUGUUCCCAAGCACGUGCUCUCAGGUCACAUCUCCGGGUACUGAGCAUGCAGAUGAAGGCCAUAGCAGUGAUCUGGGGUCCACAGAACAGUGUAGGGAUUGUCUAAGUCUACCCGGUGCAUCAACACCAUCAGCCCACAAGUCUGCAGCAGAGGGAGCUGAUAACUCUGGGGCUGGACAGGCAGAGGGAGCAGGGCCGUUCUCUACUGGUGUCAACAUUACAGACUUUCUGCCUAUGGGCCCUGGGAUUGAACAGCCUAUGGAUAACAUUGGUACUCCCUUCUUAGAGGUGGCACUGCAGACCAUCAGCUCAGACCUACCCACUAUAACUCCAGGGCCAGCACUCACAGCAGCUGGGCCCCAGCCUGCCCAGUCAGAGUAUGAUUUCAAUACUGUCCUGAGGCCAGCUUUGGCCACCUCCUCUUUACCAGAACCCUUCCAGGAUGUCCAAAAUAGUUUGGACAAUGAAAAGCAGCAUCUACUGGGGGACAUGCCCACAAAACUUGAUUCAUGUGUCCAUGACAUGCAGGAGACUUUGCCUUGCCCACAUCCACUCAAGCAGGACACUCCUGAGGAUGGGAACUCCCAGCCUGUGGGGCAGCUCCUUGAACAUAUGUCAGGGAGUGCUGUCCCCAUAGAGAGCCUUGCUUCUGGAAUGGUUCCUUGCCAGCAACUUAGGAGCACUUCCACAUGUGUGUCAGAUGCCAGCAUCAAGCAGGGGGACUCUAUGUCAGACGUGGCUCUUCCUCGGCCACAGUGGAACAUCCAUGGACAUGUGUCGGAGGCCAGCAUCAGAGUUGGGGAGAAUGUAUCAGAGAUGGCUCCUCAUAGGCCACGGUGGAAUGUCCAUGGACAUGUAUCAGAUGCCAGCAUCAAGGUAGGGGAGAAUGUAUCAGAUGUGAUUCCUUCUCGGCCACGAUGGAACAUUCAUGGUCAUGUGUCAGAUGCCAGCAUCAGGGUUGGGGAGAAUGUAUCAAAUGUGACUCCUUCUCGGCCACGUUGGAACGUCCACGGACAUGUGUCAGAGGCAAGCAUUAAGGUUGGGGAGAAUGUAUCAGAUGUGGCUCCUUCUCGACCACGUUGGAAUGUCCAUGGUCAUGUGUCAGAGGCAAGCAUCAGGAUUGGGGAGAAUGUGUCAGAAGAGGCUCUUCAGCCACGUGACUGUACUCAGCCUCCCUUGAUUCUGGAGGAGCCCUUGCCAGAAGCUGAGCCCGACCUACUCGAGUCCCAUCAGUGCUCUCCUGCCCAUGUGUCCCAGUCAGGCCUUUGUGUGGAAGCACAGAGCCCUGUUCUGGAAUGUGGGCCACAACUACCUAAAGAAAUGAAGCCUACCACCUGUUCUAGCCCUGGCAGCACAGAAGAAGGCAGCCCAACCAAGCCCCCUGUUGUGGCUGAGGCUGGCACGCUAAAAAAUGGUAUCCCUGAGGAGACAGGUUCAGGGAGGAACAGGGAUGCUGAAGACCUCUCUCCAUGGCCUCCAAGCUCACAGGAAGACACAGCUGUCCCAAGCAGCCCAGGCCCUAGUGAGGAGUUAUCGGACACAGAGACUGAGGCCAGACGCUGGGGCAAGGAGCAAGCCUAUUUGGCAGACCUCACAAAGCUCUACCACCUGGAGCAGUACCCAGACAGCUAUGAGUCUAUGUCAGAACCUCCUGUUGCGCACCUGGUACACCACAUGCUUCCCCAGGCCUUUACUUUCCCUGUGGAUCCCCAGGUUCAGUCAGCAGUAGAUGAGAGUGCAGUGCAGCUAAGUGAGCUGCUGACCUUGCCUGUUCUUAUGAAGCGCUCCCUUACCGCACCUCUGGCUGCCCAUGUCACCUUGGUGAACAAAGCUGCAGUUGACUAUUUCUUUGUGGAAUUGCACCUGGAGACACAUUUUGAAGCGCUGCGGCAUUUCCUGCUGAUGGAAGAUGGAGAGUUUGCCCAGUCUCUUAGUGACCUGCUCUUUGAGAAGUUAGGGGCUGGACAGACACCUGGGGAGCUGCUCAACCCAUUGGUCCUUAACAGCAUCCUGAGCAAGGCACUGCAGUAUAGCCUCCAUGGGGACACCCCACAUGCUACCAACCUGUCUCUUGCCCUCAAGUACCUGCCUGAGGUGUUUGCCCCUAAUGCCCCUGAUGUGCUGAGCUGCCUGGAGCUCAGGUACAAGGUUGACUGGCCCCUCAACAUCGUUAUCACCGAGAGCUGCCUGAACAAGUACAGUGGUAUCUUCUCCUUCCUGUUGCAGUUGAAGCUCAUGAUGUGGACACUCAAAGACAUCUGCUUCCACCUCAAGCGCACAGCCCUAGUGAGCCACACAGCUGGCUCAGUGCAGUUCCGCCAGCUGCAGCUGUUUAAGCAUGAGAUGCAGCAUUUCGUGAAGGUCAUCCAGGGCUAUAUUGCAAACCAGAUCUUGCAUGUCAGCUGGUGUGAGUUCAGAGCCCGGCUAGCCGUAGUGGCCGACUUGGAGGAGAUCCAGCGUGCCCAAGCCGAGUACCUGCACAGGGCUGUUUUCAGGGGCCUACUGACAGAGAAGGCAGCACCAGUCAUGAACAUCAUCCAUAGCAUCUUCAGCCUGGUGCUCAAGUUCCGAAGCCAGCUCAUCUCUCAGACCUGGGGCCCGGCUACUGGCCCCCGUGGAGCUGAGCACCCCAACUUCCCACUCAUGCAGCAGUCCUACAGCACCUUCAAGUACUACUCCCACUUCCUCUUCAAAGUGGUGACCAACCUUGUGAACCGUGGGUACCAGCCUCACCUUGAGGACUUCCUGCUUCGCAUCAACUUCAACAACUACUACCAGGACUCCUGAGGACAGACAAGAUCAUGGUGCUGAAUCUCCAUUGAACCUGUCUGGGGCUAGGGUAGC